CUAUAUAUAAAAAAAAAGAAAGAAAAGAAGGUAAAGACCGAUUUUUUCUUUCGUUAUGAGAGUGUCGCGCAUGUGUGAUUUUAGCAUAUGUUGUGUCGCUUUCACUCAACUCAACUCAGAGUUACGCGGCGUCCCUUGCUUUGACUUAGAACCUCAGUAGGAAGUGAGUCUAUGCUGGCGUACUACCUUGCUAGCUCCAACCACUGCCUGUUUUACAACCGUUUCUGUGUUUCCGCUACCUAUAGAAUCUAUAUAUAUGCGACUGUUAGACACAGGAUGAAUUGAAAGGAGUUUGACCGAGGAAGAUUCGAAAGUCAUGUCGCGUGGUGGGCACGCGCCGUCCGUGAUUUUUUUUUAACGCAUUGAGUAGCAAAAUUUAUAUUGGACUUAUAUAAGAAGGGGAUGCACAAGCUGAAACUUUCUACCCCAGGGAUGAGCGUCCAUCUACGUUGUCUUGUUUUUUCGUGCUUGUGUCGGUAGCAGAUUACGAGGAGAAAACAGGAACUGAAGUUGGCGUAAUAAGUGGAAAUACAGGAUGGCAGGUCUUUCAAGUACAAGUAAGCGCCAGGAAGUUUUCUUUAAGUUUACAACAUAUAGUUUGAACAUUAGUGGAAGUUGAAGAUAUGUCAGAAGAAGGCGAAAUGUAUCACUUAAAAGUUCUAGAAAGUUCGAGUCCUAAAGAGGAUUGCUCUGCGACCCAUGGAUCGUUAACUAAUGAAAUAGGGAGAGACGCACAAAAAGAUAAAACUAUGAAUCUGCAGAAUUUUUUACAAGAACAAAACAAUGAAGAGGUUUUAAACUUUCCCAGUCCUAAAAAUGGUUCUUUUAAGAACAGUUUUCAGCUCACGCUAAAUAUGACUGUUAGGAAGAGCAAUGAGGAUACACAAUCCAUCAUCGAAAAACAUUUAAAUGGCCCUUUAAACCUUGUAAGUGACCUGAACAAGAACAGUGAAAGUUGUGAAAAUAGCUCAUCAAGAACUGAUGAGGACUAUAUGGAUGGCGAGGUAAAGUCACGGCUUGUCAUCAAGGAGGAAACAGAUGAAAGGCUGAAGACUGAGGAAGACAAAAUUCAAGAGUACCUAAAACGAAGUGAUACAGCUGUUAUAUUUCCAGAAUCUCUUGGAAAAGGACAAGCUAGUCUCGCUAAGAAAAAUAGACGGUGUCCUUCUAAAAAUGUCAGGACCAUAUUGGAAGACUAUGCUGUGACAUGUUCUCAUUGUGACGAAGCAUUCGCUGGUAGUCAGGCGUUAUAUGCUCUUCGUGAUCAUAUAAAAACAGCCCACCAAGAUCUGCAACAGCCCGUAAAUAAGAAAGAAAAUAACAAACACGUAUGCCCUAAAUGUAAUGUCUCAUUUUUGGAGAAGUCUCAUCUGGAGAAACACGAGCUCCUCCACGUAACGCCGGGCAAGGAACAGCAACAGUUAAACAACAACAACAACAAUGUAAGUUACGGGCUUCGGAAGUUUAAGUGUUUAGAAUGUGAAAAGUCUUUCAAAUUCAAGCACCACCUCAAGGAACAUGUCCGUAUCCAUAGUGGCGAGAAGCCAUUUGCCUGUCCGAAUUGUAACAAGAGGUUCUCUCAUUCAGGCUCGUAUUCAUCUCACAUGACCAGUAAAAAGUGUCUUAUAGUGAACGUGAAGGUUCGGAAAGUAGACACAAAACUUUUGCAAGGUCGCGGAAAUAAACAAAACACCAUCCGCCCAAUUGUGCCAAAGUACCACUUAAGUAGUCUUGUUGCCAUUGGUUCUUCUGAAGACUAUGUACCUACAGAAGAAGAAUUUUCAAUAGAUGUAACCAAACAAAAGAAACCUCAAGCUGCAACCCAGUCUACGCUCCCUUUAGAACUUUCUUUACAUAGUGUUCUUGAUCCUCAAAACCCAAACACUCGUACGAAUUAUCUACCAGUUUCAACACUAACUAGCGUUUCAAAUGUUCUCUCCACAACUUCGAGUCUAUCAUCAUUAUUACUUAGUCCAUCAAAGUCAUCAAAUACCGAUCUUGAUUUUGAGACAAAGAGUGGAGAGGAAGCUAACAUUUCUGAUAAAGAACGAACAACUACAUCUUCGUCUCCGAAUUUCUCACCAGAGAGUGAUCUAAAAGCUGUUAAAAAAAUUCUUGAAAUUGUAGACGAAACGAUUGCUAAGCAGCAGCAGACUCGCGAUUCCAAAAAUGGACGUAGCGGGCUUCUCUCUGAACUAUUGAAUGUACCCCCAUUUUAUCGUCCCCUGAAGAUUCCUCUAGGAAAACUACUAUCUAGCUUGAAGAUAGGGUCUAGCCCAAUUGAUCAAGAGCAAUUUCAAUGUAAAUCUGGUGAUGAGCAGUUUGCAAAGAGAAUUAAAUAUAUCCAGUAUGAUCGGUACAAAAUAUGUGCAGAUAGUUCAAAGUCAGCCAAUGAGAAUGUAAAUGGUGAAAAUAGUCUAGAGAAUGAUACAAUAAACGGGGAGGAUGUUGAUAAUUUGGAAGGUGUUGUCAUACAACAUGAAAACUCUUCCGAUCUUGAAAGAUGCUCACCCAGAUCGUCAAUUGAAAGUGAAGAUGAAAGAAAUCCGGGUAAAACUGCCAGAACUCUUUAUUUAAAUGAUGAAAAAAAUGUUCCAAUUCAUAAUAUGUUAAGUGGAAAUAAGUUAAUAGCAUUAGAAGCUUUUCAUAAUCGGAACCCAAAUCCAGCAAAAUACGAAAUCAUGAAGAUGGCAAGAGAAAUCGGAUGCUCUUCAAAAAUAGUACAAGCCUGGUUUCAAGCUAAAAAAGAUAAAAACAUUUAUAAAAAUCCGCCAAUCCAAAUACCGAAGGUUUCAUUUACAAAGUACACGAAAAUAGAACCGUCAUUAUCGUAUGAGGAUCAGUCAUAUUAUGAUGGACACUUCCUGAACAUCCCGCAGUACAAACCUCAGUCUCUGCUCAAUUUUCCUGCCAUGUCAGAUUUUCUCUCAAAUUAUAAGAGUGUGAUUCCAUCUGGUAGAAUCAUACCACCUUCUGCUCACAGUCAAAAUAUCUUCUUUGGCUGUGGAUCUCCAUGUGUCUUUCCACCCUAUUUUGGAACACAUGAAAAUAAGUUGUUAAAUACUCAGUUUGUUGAGCCGGACUGUGAUUUGCCGCUGGAUCUAUCUUUAAACAAAGAACGGACUUCCCCUCAUCAUGAAAACGAUCACGAUAAUUUUAAAGCACAAGAUUACAAAUGUGAAGUAAUAAACCUUAGUCAAAAAUCCAGUCGUAUAUCAGUUGUCUCGAACAAAAACACUGAACAUUGUGCCACAAACGGAAACUGUGUUGAAAAUGUGAGUACUACACUUUUUACACACAGAUACGAACACCAAGGUAACGCUUUCAGAGUUCUUACCAAAGAUAGAUCUGCUGGAUCCGUGGUGUAUAACGAUGUUGGGACGUGUGAUAAUUAUCCCUCCAAUUCCACAAGCCCUCAUCAUGAAUACCCAAGAAUGUCUGUAAUUAUGGACAACAGGCCUUCAAGUCCCACUAGUGGUUCUUCGCUAGGACUAAAUCCUCAUUCUCCAGGAAGUGAAGAAAUACCAUCUUCACCCGAACAAAACAGCCUGGAAGGAAGAUUAACUCCAGCUAUUAGGAAUGAAAGAUCUGACACAAAUGUGUAUCCUCCGGAUAGCAAUGAAAGCUGGCAAGUGGACAAUUCGAAAAGGUUCGGGAGAAAGGUUAGCAGAGAAGGGCAUCGAAUUGUCGCAGAAGAAAAUCUAAAACCUGAGCAAGGUGAUGUGAUUGAGGUGAAAAAGAAAAAGCUUUCAGUAGGCAAGUCAGAAGGAGAAACUUUAUAUGGAUGUGACCAGUGUACCAAAGUGUUUAGCAAACAAAGUUCACUGGCUCGACACAAAUACGAACAUUCCGGUCAAAGACCUCACCAAUGCAGUGAAUGUAGCAAAGCCUUCAAACACAAGCACCAUCUAACGGAACAUAAGCGACUUCACAGUGGCGAGAAACCUUUCCAGUGCCAAAAGUGUCUGAAACGAUUUUCUCAUUCCGGCUCCUUCAGUCAACAUAUGAACCAUCGAUACAGUUACUGCAAGCCUUACCGAAACUAGAAAACAAGGAAAUGUACAAAUAUGGUGCCAAAUAUUACGUUUUCUUUCUUACCUUUAAUUGAUGACAGAGUUUUUUCUUUUUACAUAAUUAUAAGAAAUCUCACGCUUCUUUGAAUUUAAGCAUGUCGACAACGAUUUCAAAUAGCUUCCUAAUUUAAUUAAAAAUUAAAUGUGAAUGCAUAUUGCCUUUUGUUGCCUUUCUCGGUACAACGAGAGAGACUGUCAAAGUAAUUCAUAAAACCAUUUGCCCAAUUCAUCGAAACUUAACUAUGAAAAACUUGUAGCAUGUUGUAUAGUUGUUAACACAACUCUUUUUUUUUUCUGAACAUUUACACUUUUUGUUAUCUUUAUUUUGUAUGAAAUUAUUUGUUGAAUAACGUACUGUCACAAAUGUGCAUUAGUUAAGGAGACUUGAAAGUGGUGACAUCUGGAGACAAAUUGAAAUCUCAGAAUUGUUUUGUUCACAGUUAUCACAUUAUCAGAUAAAUUUAAACCAAUCUUUUGGUUCAAUAUGAAAAAGGACAGAAUUCGAUAACUGCCCUUUGAGUAUUAAAUUCUCAAAAUUAUACAUUAGGGUUAAUCUCUAUCAGAUUUCCAUGAACGAUCGUUUGAAAAUAUUUAUAGUGAUUUAUUUGGUAAUUACUCUCUGAUUAUAAGAUUCUCCAAACUGCACAUUACCGUUAAACUCAGCAAUGAGAUUUUUAUCAACCAGUAAUAGGAAUGAUUAUUUGAAUAAUGUCUGUAAUAAUUCAGUGUAAUAUUUGUAAAUUCACCUACGUAGAAACUAUUGUAAUUUGUCACUUAUGAACACUAUUGCUGUAUAAAUUGUGACAGUGAAAACAAGAGAUUUUGAGAAGAUUGAAAAGCGAAUUAGCACAAACAUUUGAAGGUGUUUUGUUCCGAACUUUAUUUUUUUUCUUUGUAAGUUGCAGAAUUGUUGUUUAGAAAAGUGCCAAUUUUUAAAUUUU
Messenger RNA from Limulus polyphemus (Atlantic horseshoe crab), 5014 nucleotides. Its product is annotated as zinc finger E-box-binding homeobox 2-like. NCBI's taxonomy places the organism in Eukaryota, Metazoa, Arthropoda, Merostomata, Xiphosura, Limulidae. Bases 624 to 4046 code for a protein of 1140 amino acids. Gene Ontology annotation, biological process: anatomical structure development; regulation of transcription by RNA polymerase II. Gene Ontology annotation, molecular function: RNA polymerase II cis-regulatory region sequence-specific DNA binding; DNA-binding transcription factor activity, RNA polymerase II-specific. The record is from RefSeq and is a predicted model, not a curated record. The transcript has 8 exons.